This is a messenger RNA of Akanthomyces muscarius, 1602 nucleotides long. RefSeq lists its product as uncharacterized. Gene Ontology annotation, molecular function: DNA-binding transcription factor activity, RNA polymerase II-specific; zinc ion binding. Bases 1 to 1602 code for a protein of 533 amino acids. Gene Ontology annotation, biological process: regulation of DNA-templated transcription. The transcript has 3 exons. The record is from RefSeq and is a predicted model, not a curated record. NCBI's taxonomy places the organism in Eukaryota, Fungi, Ascomycota, Sordariomycetes, Hypocreales, Cordycipitaceae.
AUGGUGGGCGGCCCCAACGCCAUGGCGGCCGUCACGAAGAAGCGAUAUUCAAAAACAAAGCUGGGGUGUAAGACGUGCAAAGUUCGCAAGAUUCGCUGUGACGAGACGUCGCCCGUCUGCAACAACUGCACCAAGUCGGGCCGGCGCUGCGAUGGCGUCGCCGAGCCCGUCAACAAGGACGGCGGCCUGACGUUUACCGCGCCGCUGACGCUGACACACUUUCGGCCGACGCAGACGGGCUGGCUCACGCCGCAGGAGAUUGCACAUCUCGACCUCUUCCGCCACGAGCUCGUCUACAGCAUCGUCGGCCACGUCGGCACGCCGUCGUGGAAGCGCCUGAUCCUGCAGGCCGUGCACGAGGAGGUGGCGCUGUGCCACGCCGUCGUGGCCUUUACCGCACUGAGCACGUCGGCCGGCGUCCACGGGGACAUGGCCUGCAGCGACGGCGGCCAGCAGGGCACAGUGUUGUCCGUGGCAUCGUCGUCCGUCGCUCAGUCGCCGCAGUCGAAUCAGACGUCGCGCGAAAACGAGUUUGCGCUGCGACACUACGGAAAAGCGCUCGAGGCGAUGCGGCACGUCUUUCACCACAACGACAAGCGGUCCAUCAACACGGCGCUUCUCUGCACGCUGCUGUGUAUAUGUUUCGAGUUGCGAAUAAAAGAACCGGCAACGGCGCUAACACAUCUCAAUCAUGGGCUGCAAGUCGUGAAUUCAAAUCUCCAUACCGUCGACGAGGCUAUAACGACUGCCUUUGCACGUCUCGAUCUACAAGCCGCCGUGUUCCUAGGGGUACGAGCACCGGCAUUAGAUCCAUCAUUGGUGGCGUCCCGCAUCUUCGUCUUUGACUCAGUAUACCAAGAGGCCGACCACGCCCUCGCCGCCCUGAUCAACCGUCUAUGGGCCUUUAAACGAACCGUGGCCGACGAGUAUCGAUAUGGAGAAGGAGGCCCUGUUCCCGAGUCCGUCAAGGCCCAAGCGCAGGGCAUCGAAAAGAACCUCGAAAGAUUCAACAAGCAGUACAUGACGCCAAAUAGCAAGCUCGAAAAGAUGCUGCCGGAGCAGAUCAGCCUGCUACGCAUCAAAUACCUGACGUCGGUCGUUGUUAUGAGCGGAUGCUUGUCACCAGAGGAGACUGUGUGGGAUGCGCACGCCAGCGACUUUGUCGAGAUGGUGGAUCUCGCCGCGGAUAUACGAAUGCGCCAGCAACAGCUGAUUCCAAAUUACUCGGGCAGCGGUGGCUUCCAGCUCGACAUGGCCGUCAUCCACCCGCUGUACCUGACGGCGACCAAGUGCAGGUGUCCCGUCACGCGCCGGCGAGCGAUCCAGGCGCUGCACACGGGGCCCGACUUUGAGGGCGCCUGGGAGGGCGUCGUGAAUGCGCGCAUCGGCGAGCGCGUGAUGCAGAUGGAGGAGGAGGGCGUCGUGUUUGACCUGGAGAGGCUGCGGGACGGAGAGCUGGUGGAUGUGCCCGAGAGCGCGCGCAUACACUCGGUUGAUAUCGAGACCGAACCGGCGCAGGGGAGGGCUAAACUAUUUUUCAGUCGGCGGCCAAACGGGCCAGGCACUGAAUGGGAUGACUGGGAAGAGGAAAUGACGUGGUGA